UCAUCUCAUCCCCAACUGCCCACCGCCUCUCAAUCGAAGAAUAUCAUAUUUUCAGAUUCACGAGCAAAUAUUAAAUUCUUUGAUAGAACUGCUUGAAUUCCCACUGGAAAUAAUAAAUGGCAGAGAGUUCGAAAUUCCAAACACAGAUAGAAAUCAAGCAACAAAUGGCGGCGGCGAGAUUCUCGACUGAGCUGACGGCGGAGGAACUACUGAAAGAAGAGAGAGUCCCAUUCCCGUUCUUUAAGCCGUUGUCUCAGAAGGGAGCCAACACGUGGAUCAUUUCUCUCUUUGUGAUCCUUCACUUGGGCUCUUUCAUCGCUACGAUGAUCGUUAAUGACUGCUGGGAGAAUUCACAUGGCGAUUGUGCCCUUAAACCUCUUCGUCGUUUCUCUUUUCAGCCCCUCUCCGAGAAUCCACUGCUCGGCCCAUCAGCUUCUGCGUUGGAUGAAAUUGGAGCGCUUAGGAAGACUUUGUUGACUAGUAAUCAUCAACUCUGGCGUAUCUUCUCAAGCCCAUGGUUGCAUGCAGGGCUUUUCCAUCUGAUCAUCAACUUGUCAUCUGUAAUCUUUGUGGGGAUUCACUUGGAGCAAGAAUUUGGACCACUAAGAAUUGGAGUUAUAUACAUAUUCUCAGCGAUUACUGGUAGUCUAGUUGCUGCACUUUUCAUUCAGGAUCGGCCAUCAGUUUCUUCCUCUGGUGCAUUGGUUGGAUUGCUUGGUACACUGCUCUCUAGCGUCAUCAGGAAUUGGAACCUUUAUACCAAUAAGUUUGCAGGGCUAGUGGCUACCAUGACAAUCCUGAUGACAACUCUUGUCCUUGGACUGAUACCUUACAUCAAUAAUUUUGCUAAUAUUGGAGGAUUUAUGUCAGGAUUCCUUCUGGGGUUUGUGCUCUUGUUCAGACCUCAACAAGAGAAACUAGCUCGUAAUAAGGGAGGCAUAUUUGAGUUUGAUGCCAAGCACAUUGUCAAGCGUAGGAACACUUUGGACAAGCCUGUUCAGAGGGGUGUUGUCCUUGUUAUCUUUGCUCUUCUGCUUGCUGGAAUUAUAAUAGCAGUUCUGCAUAGGGUUGAUGCAAACAAGUACUGUAGCUGGUGUCACUACCUUGAUUGCGUUCCAUCCAAAUGGUGGAGCUGCAUUGACAAGGCAUUUCAUUGUGAGAAGAUGGUCAACUCGGAACAUCUGACUUUGAGUUGUCCAAAUACUGGUAGAUUCAGAGUUUUUCCCUUCACUGACAUUUCAGAGGCAAGGUUUCAGGAUGUAUGCAAUUUGAUAUGUUCCUAGCAGGUUAUGGUUGAUUUGUUUGCCUACAUAGCAGAUCAGCAUCUGGUAUAUACUCUGCUUCAGAGUCCUUAAUCAAGUUGUCGUACAUAACAUUCGCAUCAAACAUGUUGCUGUAAUGGUUUUAGCUGUUGAAAUGUGGAUAACCUUGUUCCUCUGGCUUUUA
This is a messenger RNA of Nicotiana tabacum (common tobacco), 1446 nucleotides long. Its product is annotated as inactive RHOMBOID-like protein 8. Gene Ontology annotation, cellular component: membrane. Gene Ontology annotation, biological process: proteolysis. NCBI's taxonomy places the organism in Eukaryota, Viridiplantae, Streptophyta, Magnoliopsida, Solanales, Solanaceae. Gene Ontology annotation, molecular function: serine-type endopeptidase activity. The record is from RefSeq and is a predicted model, not a curated record.